CAUUACCACUUCACUUGAGCACUUUGUUUUGUUUGAAUGAAUUGGGUUGAUAUUUCAUCCGAUUUUGUCGUAUUUUAGUAUCUGUCUGUGGGCUUAGCUGGCAUUGCCUGAAUCUGGAAUUGAAAGUGUAUAUAUGCUUUUGUUGAAGAUACUCUUAAGUACCUUGUGUACAGCUUGAUAAGUCCUCCAGAAUGGACCCAAACCACUGGAACCAGUACAACCAGGCUUAUGGUCGCCUCGCAUCUGGUGCUAGCAUGGCAGGAGGCUCGGCACCUCUCAACAGAUACGACCUGGGUUUGUUGGAUCAGUCGGGCAUUGGGACACCAGGUAUGUCAGGUCUCGGCACCCUGUCACCCUCACUUGGUCCAGCCCACACCCUCAGCCCAGCGAGGGGAAUGCCCGGUUUGCCUAAUCUCAACUAUGGACACCCUGUACACAGUUCCAUGAGCCAGCUUCUCGAUACAAUGAACUCGCUUGGACAGGGUUUUCCGAACGCACCAACCUACAAGUCCUUGCCUCCCACGAGUCAGCACAUGUAUGGAUUACCCGAAUCUAUUUUCUUGCCCGACCAACUGGGGGACAGUCAGAUGACAAAACAGUCCUUGUUUAACACGGACCCUCAUACUAUGAAGGAAACUGCAUCCGAGGCGGGGGCUUAUGGCACAGUGUCCACACCGUCAGAUGCCAAAUCAUCAUGGGGAUUAUCAAACUUUGUGCCUCCACCGUCAAAUCCAUUUGGAAGCAUUUCAGAAUCGCCCACGUCAGUUUUUAGUCUGACCCCAGAACCACCUCCUGCGCAUUCGGGGUCUCGCCCAAGCACUAUACAGCGGAACCCAUACCAGAAACCAGAAUAUCAGCCGAAAAACGAUUUUCAACCAAAGAGUGAUUUUCCUGUCAGAACUGAACACAGUUCAAGGAGCGAUUAUCAAUCAAGUAGGCCUAAUAAUUCUGACUUUCAUCUAAAACCAGAAUAUCGCUCUGAAUUCCCUCCUAAACAAGAAUAUCAUGCUCCAAGUGUAAAACCGGAUUAUCGGCAGCCUGAAUUUCCCUCAAAACAGGAGUUUCAGUCUCGUAGUCAUGUCAAGUCUGAAUACCAGUCUGCAGCUAAGAAGUCAAGAACGAGUAGCGGACAUUCGCAGAGUUUAAUGAACUCUGUACCACGGACUACUGGUCAUGGGAUGCAGCCAGCCAUGAAUCAGUCCCAGUCGAGCCUUCCCCGGCACUCAUCAUACCCGUCAUCUCCACAAGUCUCCAAUCCAUCUACGUAUCCAAGUUCGCCGCACAUGCGCAAGCCACAGGUGUCGCAUUCUCAACAUAGCAUCAGCGAAUACAACCCUUACUAUCCUGCAUCAUCAGGGUUCAGUUCUGCACCAAGUAACACUGUCACUUACACCAGUGGAUCCAAUAUUGAGCCAUUAACGUAUGAUCCUGUCAGCCCGCCUUCAAAUCUUCCAAACUCUCGAUCACAUAACUCGAACACUCAUAACUUUGGCUUGUCAUUACAAGAGUUUACAAACAUGAGCAACCAAGAUAAGUUGCACCUCACGGAUGCUCAGAGCCACAUGGCUAGUUCCUCCCCAAUCAGGGUUCAAAAUAAGAUCCAGGGCAUGGGAGGUGUCGCAAGUACUCCUAGUCCCAUGCAGCCUUCCCCGAUUAGUGUUGGCAGUCCACAAGUUCCUAUGGCCAGUCCUCAUAAUCAUAUGAGUGGUCAAAUGGCCAGUCCCCAGAUGGCCAGUUCGUCUGUCCCGCCUGUACCCAUCCCAGUCCAAGCUGUUGCUGAUUCAACGACGAAGCCAAAACGAUCACGUAACCGUAAGAAGAAGGAAAAAACGCCUGAUCUGAAGAUGAUGUAUCCCGGACCGCCUCCACCUCUCACUUCUCCACAUCCUAUGACAUCCCAUCAGCAGUUAACUCCCCAUCAUUCGAUGACUACAACCCAUAUGUUGUCCGAACCGAACGAUCGCUACUCCAUGUCUGAAUCGGAUACUUCCAUGUAUAUGGCCAACAGUUAUGAAGAAACGUUCAUGUCGCCUUCUCAAUUAUUGGGGGAUGCCAUGAUGCCAUUGUCCGCACAUGGGACUGAUACAUCCCCUCUUGUAUUGGAACAUCAUCCUAUGCACCACGACUUGGAGUCACCGGUUGAUAGCAUACAGACAAUAGAUCCCAAUGCGUUAAUGGACACGGGGUUCGGUCAUGGCGCAUUGCACAAUUUAGACACAAUGACUUAUCAGAACGAACUAGUGUUUCAGAAACAACAAAAGCAAAAACGUAAUCGAACAAAAGCUGAACAGAAGGAGAUGCCUGGCGCGUAUUUCAUGGCACCGCAGGAGAUGCCGGUGCAGCAGCGAGGCUUCCAAGUCCCCCAGCAGGCGGAGAUAAUCCAAGAUGAUGAGUUCACACACCUGCAGCGGGAUCCUCUGAAUGAGGGGCCCAAACAAACAGUUGUGCCGAAAAAGGGAACUGGUGUCUCGUCGUUCCAGUCCUCAUUUCUCAGCUUCCUUCAAGGCAACAAACAGGAGACGUUAUCGUGUAUCACAAAUAGUGUAGUCAGUAAAAAACCUAUCACGCUGCCAAAAAACUUCACACCGGAGGCGCCUCGACUUCAACCGGACACGUUCGAGGCGUCUCCGAAUCUCUUAAUAGCUGAGUCUGAUCUGAAGAUGAAAGCACUGGAUAAAUCGAUUGAUGUGCCUGCGGUGACAUUCUCAGAUGACGAGGAUAACUCUAUGGCGUUCAGUAAUACUGUACAAAAUGUUAUAUCAAAUCUGAGCGAUGACUCUAAAAGUGAACAGGUGCUGAAUAAUCCCACUUCAGAGACUUCGCAGCAAUUCUCAUUUUUAGCUACGGAACAUGCGAGUUCUGGUGCGGGCAAGAGUGUUGCCAUUAACCCUCCUGUGCCUAAGGCAACAAAGCCAAAAACUGUUGUCGAUAAUGAUGCAGAUUUUCUUCCAAGUAAUGAUGUGGUCGUCAAUGAGGAUGACAUGUUGAUGGAAAAACGAAUAUUGGCAGCUAGGAAAACCAAAGAAAAGAAAGUCAAGGCAAAGAAACAUAAAAAGAAGCGAAAAAAGAAGUGGCAAGGAAGUGACACCAGUGGUUCAUCUGAUUCUGAAAAGGGUUACGAUUCGGAUAAGGAUCCAGUGUGGAUGCCUUUUGAAACGGAAGGAACAAAAAGACGUCCCAGCUCCGACUCUGAUAACGACAACAAGGGUAGAAAGAAUAAAAAAGAUCGUAAAUCUUCAUCAAGUAAAAGCAGUAAACGAUCAAAGACUUACAAAAAUGUUGGUGUGAUUAAUACGAUUGGUGGUGUGCUUGCAGCAAGAGAUGGAGCCUCGCAUAAGUUUCAGAAAGGAGACUUUGUUGUUGAGAACAAGGUGUUAGUAGGGAAUAGUUACCCCGUGUGGAAGAUCGAUGCUGGCCGCUUACUGCAGAAGUUUGAACCGUUUGACUAUAUGGGAAUCAAGUGCCAUAAGGGGCUUUCUACAUACUCAAGUUGGUCCCCUGAGCUCAAGGAUCAGUACAAAGCUAUACAAGUGCAAACCAUACAAAGCGAUUCAUAUGAACUUGUUCAAAUAAUCCAAAAAUCUCAACCAAACGGCCAGGUGCCUGACGACCCUCUCUUGGAGGACUUCAACGUCUACAUGCAAAUACUCAUCAGUCGAGCGCUGGAGGCGAGUUUCCUGCAGGUCGUGCAGGAAGAGGGAGAGGACUUUUACCUUCAGCCUUUGCAGAAAGUUGACGCCUUAAUUGAGAAAAAUAAAGAGAGCAUUUUAGGAAGAGUCAAUUGGACCGAAAAAUUCAGGGAAUCUGUUGAACGGCGGCCUUACAUGAAUUGUGUUGAUAGGCUCGGGCUGAGCAAGGCUUGUCAGGCGUGUCAAGAUCACUCACAACCGGCCAUCAAAUCCGUGGAGUUGUACGGGACACCAUACAAUCUACAUACAUUAGAUACUCUUGAUUAUGUACAAUGUCCACCAUCAGAUGAGUUUCUGAUUGGUGAACUUACUGCCACUUAUUUAUCAACGUAUCAUGGGCUUCAUCAUUUCAAGUUCUCCACAUUCAAGAGGUGUACAGCUAAGGUUGAUUUAAUCAAAGAAGAAAACCCGGAGGUGAAGGGUCACGAAAUACUGGAUCAGUGUUUACAAAAUAGAAACUGGGUGCUCAAGAUUUUCCAAGACUUCAAACGCUCGCUCAGCACAUGUCGAGGCAGCAAUAGUGCAGGUGGAACGUAGCAGCAGCACUGUGUGACGCCACCUAUAGCCAUGGACAAAUUAUGUUUGAAUAACAUAUUCUCCGAGUCAUACAUGUAACAAACAAAACCGAAGGAAGAUUGUAAUCCUGCACCCUCCUCUCAGUGUGUAAAGUUGUCAUAUGCCCUCGGUGAAAAGAUUAAACUUGAGAACUUCCCGUUGUGCGCCAAGAUUAAAACUCUAAAAGGUUUUUAUUUGCUAGGCUGUGAAAUGAUAAGGACACAGUACUGUAAACCUGGAACUAUUCAAGAGCUUUUUGUGACAACCUAAUGGACAAUAAUUGUUUCAAAGGAACUUCCUUAUGGUUCAUCAGAAAUCUACAAAUUGGCAGAAAAAGUUUUCUUCAAAACUUUCUGGAAGAAAAAGUGCAAUGAAAAUGUCCCAGUUUACUGUAUUCAUGUUGGUAGAAGCCAGAUGUCCUAUACUGGCACCUUCAGACCAAAUAUGUAUAUAUUUUAUAUCGGUGGUAUCAAGAGUAUAUUCUGUAAAUAUAGGAUGUGGGGGGUCAAAGGUCUUGUAGAUUGAGUCUUUAUUUAAAGUGUGCCUUUUUCACCAAUAAUACAGGCCCAUGAUUGAAUGAAUGCAGCCGCAGAAGUCUACCGUGGUGUUCGGCCUUCACUGUGGUAAUAGAAUAUUAUACUACGCGAGAUCCAGUAUCAUGAGAUUUCAUUACAUUAGCUGCCUCCAAUUAGUCUUGUGUUUGGUGGCAUACAUUUGGUUUGACCAGUUGUAUUAUAGUACCGGUACGAGAUACUAAAUUAUAUGAGUAGAGAUUGUCUUUUGUCUUGAUACUACCUGUACUGUAGUGUGAAUGUAAAAAUUGAAUCCUGCUGCAGCUGCGCAAUCAAAAUGGGUGCGAUCAUAGAAGCUAGUUGAGCAUAUGCGCGGCAUUUUUGCCAAGGAGUAUUCCUCCCAAAGGGUACAAGCAUUUUGUGUGCCACUACCGUUAGGUGCCAUUUGGGCUUACUGGCGUAGUUACUCCGUCUUUGGCGUGAGCAUGUGUCAAAGCUUUGUAUGUUGCUCAUUCAGUGAGGUGUGGUGCAUGCCCUGGCAAAGGCAUUGGGUGCAAGGAACCUUGGUUACACGUCUCAUUUUAGAUGAAACAAAUUGGAGUGAGGCGUCUUCCUCAAGGACACUAAAACAAAAGGGUGGUGAUCCUGCCAAUAGCUGAACCCGUGACCUCCUGAUUAUGAUCCUGCAACUAUAACCACUAUAUUACUGAUCCACCUAUUGAAGCCGCUUUUAAAGUUUGGUGGCAUUUUGAAUAAAGAAAAGUUUGUCACUGCUAUGAUUUCACCUGAUUUGCUUGCAGUCUGCAGCCUGUAAUAUUAUUCUAAUCCCAAAUAGGAGGUCGGAUCUUGGCAUGCUCACAUCUAGUCUUCACUGUCCUGUAGGCCUAUAUGUCGAUAUGAACAAAAUAUUCUGAAUUGCUGUCUUUCGCUUAUAGUGAUGAGACCAAUUAUGAAUUGGAUGCGUUGGAAUUACCAGUAAUGAGAUGGUUCUACAUGUACAUUCUCUUCACGUUAAAGGUGCUUCACUUUUCUUUGGCUACCGAUGAAAUUGGGGUCCAUGUGGUAUGCAAAAUGCUUUACACUGACCAUCUUUGAAGUCGCUGUUUUGAACUACAGUUUAAUGAGCUUUAGCCUGUGUAGCCAGAUUAAUUAUGGGAAUUAAUAGCAUCUGAUCUGUUAAUAUCAACACAAGACUCUCAUUCGGAGUAACGCUCACAUUCAAGUUUGAUUUCUGCUGGAGACCGGAUAGGAUUCAUAAAAUGAGGCUGCUUACACAACAUGGCGAUGGCUGUCUGUAUUUCUUGUUGUAACUGAAGUUGGACAAAACCAUUGUCACACUGUAUAUUCCCCUUCCUAUGUGUACAUCUGAAUGUCCCAAGUCUCUUUGUACAUUACAUUGUAUUAUCCAACUUUCUGAGAUUCUUGUGUAUAAGGCAAUUGAAUAUAGUGUAUAGGUCUAUUUUCUCUUGGGUGUCGAUGUUUGGGGUUUAACAAGGGGCGUUUGUACCUUGCUGAUUGGUGCUUUCAUAAGAGGUCCUAAUCUCGAGGACGCGUGCAAUGUGCAACAAUAAUAUAGUAUAAAUGAAUAAACUAUUCUAGAGAAAUUCAA
This is a messenger RNA of Lineus longissimus, 6365 nucleotides long. RefSeq lists its product as uncharacterized. Bases 192 to 4226 code for a protein of 1344 amino acids. Lineage: Eukaryota; Metazoa; Nemertea; Pilidiophora; Heteronemertea; Lineidae. The transcript is spliced from 12 exons. The record is from RefSeq and is a predicted model, not a curated record. Gene Ontology annotation, cellular component: nucleus.